AUGUCAGCAACGUUCCCGGGUCUCGUCCAUGAUCCCGAGAUACGUCAUGACGGAUCAAACAGCUAUCGCCUGAUGCAGUUGGGAUGCUUGGAAUCAGUGGCAAAUUCGACCGUCGCCUAUUCAUCCACAUCUCCAUUAACCUAUUCGGCGAAUGGAACCGACUUUACCUCGCCUUAUUUCUCCACUAACCACCAGUACACCCCUCUUCACCAUCAGUCCUUUCAUUAUGAGUUCCAGCACAGCCACCCGGCCGUCAACCCUGAUGCCUAUUCCUUGAAUAGCCUCCACCAUACCCAACAGUAUUACCAGCAGAUCCACCACGGAGAACCGGCAGACUUUAUCAACCUUCAUAAUGCUCGGACUCUCAAGUCCUCUUGCCUGGAUGAGCAGAGGAGAGAGCUGGGCUGUUUGGAAGCCUACCGCCGACAUGACUUGUCUCUAAUGAGCCAUGGAUCCCAAUAUGGCAUCCAUCCAGACCAGAGACUUCUACCGGGUCCAAACCUAGGGUUACCACCUCCGGGCUCCGAUGACAUCCAGAACUCGGUGGAGGCACAGUGUGGAUUAGUUUUAAAUGGUCAAGGCGGGGUAAUACGGAGGGGUAGUACCUGUGUUGUGAACCCAACAGACCUGUUCUGUUCUGUUCCUGGACGUCUGUCGCUACUCAGCUCCACCUCCAAAUAUAAAGUGACCAUUGCAGAGGUGAAAAGGCGCCUGUCACCUCCAGAAUGUCUCAAUGCUUCUCUCUUGGGAGGGAUCUUACGGAGAGCUAAGUCUAAGAAUGGGGGACGGUGUUUACGGGAGAAAUUGGACAGGUUGGGGCUGAACCUACCGGCUGGCAGACGGAAAGCAGCCAACGUCACCCUGUUAACUUCUCUGGUUGAAGGCGAGGCCCUCCACUUGGCCCGGGAUUUUGGAUACACGUGUGAAACAGAGUUUCCUGCCAAAGCAGUGGGAGAACAGCUCGCCCGACAGCACCUUGAACCUAAAGAACAGACGCCAAGGAAAAAAAUGAUUCUGGCAACUAAGCAAAUCUGUAAGGAAUUUCAAGACCUGUUAAGCCAGGACAGAUCACCUCUGGGAUCUUCGAGACCAACUCCAAUUCUAGACCUCGACAUACAGAGGCAUUUAACACAUUUUAGCCUGAUCACACAUGGAUUUGGUACUCCUGCUAUCUGUGCUGCUCUCAGCAGCUUCCAAACGGUCCUGAGUGAAAUGUUAAAUUAUCUGGAUAAGCACACGGUUACUAAAAACGGAGGCUCGCCGGAGAAUGGCCAAGGCAACGGCAACACAGAGAAGGCGUCGCUGCGGAAGAGCUUGGACCCAUCGCAGAAAGACAGCAAAAUCGAGAAGACGGAAUGA
Hypanus sabinus (Atlantic stingray) is the source of this 1359-nucleotide messenger RNA. RefSeq names its product transcription factor AP-2 delta (activating enhancer binding protein 2 delta) (gene tfap2d). Gene Ontology annotation, molecular function: DNA-binding transcription factor activity, RNA polymerase II-specific; RNA polymerase II transcription regulatory region sequence-specific DNA binding. Gene Ontology annotation, cellular component: nucleus. The record is from RefSeq and is a predicted model, not a curated record. The coding region runs from base 1 to 1359 and encodes 452 amino acids. Lineage: Eukaryota; Metazoa; Chordata; Chondrichthyes; Myliobatiformes; Dasyatidae. The transcript is spliced from 8 exons. Gene Ontology annotation, biological process: regulation of cell population proliferation; regulation of transcription by RNA polymerase II; anatomical structure development.